UAUCGCACUAAUUCCUUCUGUAACAAAUUCGAGAUUAAACACACAAUACAGUUACUAGCUUUUUUCUGAAGGUUUCGUGAUGUCGUCAACCAGAGAAGGGGAGAACGUCAACGACACUGUCGAGCAACCUGCGACGGAGAAGCCGCUGCAGGCUGUUGAGAAGGUAGUAAAGGAGAAGAAGGCUAAGGCUCCAAAAGAGAAGAAGUCGACUAAGAGCGCUUCUCAUCCUCCUUAUUUCCAGAUGAUCAAAGAAGCACUGUUGGCUCUGAAUGAGAAAGGCGGUUCGAGCCCCCACGCGAUCGCAAAGUACAUGGAAGAGAAACACAAGGCGGUGCUACCAGAGAAUUUUAGGAAGAUGCUUGCUGUCCAGUUGAAGAAUUCUGCUUCAAAAGGCAAACUCACGAAAGUCAAGGCUUCGUACAAGCUAUGUGAAUCCGGUAAGAAAGAGAAGGCACCACCGGCGGCCGCAGGUGGGAAGAAGCCUACAAUUGCAGCCAAAAAACCUAAGCAAACAAAGGCGAAAAAACCUGCUGCCACCGCCACAACUGGUGGAUCAAAUAAAGUGGCGAAAUCACCUAAGAAAUCUGCUCGUACAGCGACGGUGAAGAAACAGGCUACUGUGAAGAAGGCGAAGAAAAUGACUCCGGCGAAGCCGAAACAACCGAAGUCCAUCAAAUCUCCUGCUGCUAAGAAGGCUAGGAAAGCAACUACUUGAUUUUGAGUUCCUUUAUGUAAAAAAGUAGUAGAAAUGCCAGCAGUAACUAUGUAUAUUCGAGUCGUUUCUGAGCUCUAGUUAUAUAUCGAAAUGUUGCCUCCGCUGUUUUCCAUGGAAGAAUAAGAGAAAUGAAUUCUCUGUGAUCAUGA
Molecule: messenger RNA, 864 nt
Organism: Cynara cardunculus var. scolymus (artichoke)
Lineage: Eukaryota; Viridiplantae; Streptophyta; Magnoliopsida; Asterales; Asteraceae
Product: histone H1
Exons: 2
Coding region: 80-715 (211 amino acids)
Biological process (GO): chromosome condensation; negative regulation of DNA recombination; nucleosome assembly
Cellular component (GO): nucleosome; nucleus
Molecular function (GO): nucleosomal DNA binding; double-stranded DNA binding; structural constituent of chromatin
Source: RefSeq, a predicted model, not a curated record